AUGGAAGCAUCCCUACCCUAUCACGAACCUUCCAUAACAAUAAUCGCUAUAUUAUCUGGUUUUCUGUUGCUCUUGAAUCUUGUCAAUCAUGGUCUAGACAAACUCGCCUACUGCGGUCUGAUUGGCCAAGUCGCCCUUGGGAUCGCUUGGGGCACACCAGGCGCAAAAUGGCUUUCGCGAGAGGUUGAAGAUGCUGUUGUGCAGUUGGGAUAUCUUGGUCUCAUCCUGCUCGUAUUUGAAGGCAGUGGACUAUCAACGUCGUUCAAAUCCCUCAAGGCCAACCUGGGUUUAUCUUCUAUCGUUGCAACCACUGGAAUUCUCAUUCCAAUUGGCUUUUCCUUCGCCGUCAUGUCAAUGCUCAACGCAACUCCAUUGCAGGCUUUUUCCGCUGGUGCUGCGCUCUGUUCUACCAGUCUCGGCACCACAUUCACCAUCCUAGGCACAAGCGGGCUUUCCGCGACGCGUCUCGGUGUCGUCUUAACGAGUGCUGCUAUGAUGGAUGAUGUCGUUGGUCUUAUCAUGGUACAGGUUAUCUCGAACCUCGGCGGUGAUUCAUUUGAUGCUAUCACUGUUGUGAGACCUGUCGUGGUAUCGCUGGGCUUUGCAGUCGUGAUUCCUAUCCUGUGCAGGGUUAUAGUUGUGCCUGUCACCAAGAGUCUCAAUUCCUUCAGGGAAGGAAAUCCCAUCUCAAAUAUUUCAAAAGCGUUGAGUCUCAGACAGACUGCUUUUGUUAUUCACACAGCUUACCUACUUGGUAUAGUCGUUGGAGCAACCUUUGCAGGUACUUCGAGUCUAUUGGCCGCUUACAUUGCCGGUGCGACUAUCAGUUGGUGGGAUUCUGAUGUUCCACACAUUGAAGCCCAGGAUGCCAACGCCACUGACUCGCAUGGAACUGAGGAAUCAAGAACAACCGAAAGCGAGACUAUAGAAGAAUCAUCCGCUGCUCCAGUGGACCAGAGACCAUCACCCACAGCCAUGAAAGGCGGCUCUGGAGCCGAAAUCUUUCAUCGUUACUACGAGCCUGCCUUGCAACGCAUCCUCAAGCCUUUCUUCUUUGUAUCCAUCGGAUUUUCGGUUCCUAUUGCGAAGCUUUUCACAGGUCCAAUCGUCUGGCGUGGAGUGAUCUAUACGAUUCUCAUGAUAAUCGCGAAACUUGCCUGUGGCUUAUGGCUAGUUUCUUUCACUAUUCCUUACCGAGCUUCUGCACAGCUUAUCCAGAGGUUCUCCCCUAAACUUCGAAGUUCUUCUAAAAGCCUUGUUCCUGGUACCCAAUGUGCAGACACCACUUUCACGCCCCAGGAAGAUAGUACAGCCGAAAGAGUACAACAGUGCAAUGAUAUCCCUCUAGAGCCAACUGAGGGCACCAGUACAACCCAAACCUCUCCCCAAGUACACAACUCGAUGCCAAAACCGGAGAAAUCCAUAUCACUUUACCCAGCAUGCAUAGUUGGUGUGGGAAUGGUAGCUCGUGGAGAAAUCGGUUAUCUGAUUUCUGCACUGGCUGAAAGCAAGGGGAUCUUUGGUCGACCAGCGGAUGGUCAGCCUUCGGAGCUCUUCCUCAUAAUCACAUGGGCUAUCACGCUUUGCACAAUCAUAGGGCCAAUAUCAGUAGGCCUAAUUGUGAAUCGAGUUAGACAGCUAGAAAGUGGGAGUCAGAAGACAAGAGGCGAGAAUAAAAGAAAUGUGCUUGGGGCUUGGGGUGUGAGCUAG
Molecule: messenger RNA, 1710 nt
Organism: Fusarium sp. VM40
Lineage: Eukaryota; Fungi; Ascomycota; Sordariomycetes; Hypocreales; Nectriaceae
Source: the annotation of a GenBank genome assembly